GAGCUGGAAAAGGUUUCCUGUCAAUCUUCAGUGUGUGUGACUGAUGGGAACUCCACAGAAUGUCAGGAUUCAGUGUGGAGCGGCAGAGAUCAGUCCACACCACAGCGACUGCUGGACAAACUCUCUGAACAGAGAUCCAGAGACACACAGGACUCACAGCUCACUUUACUCUGUUCUACUGAUGGUAAUCAGGGUGAUCAAACCUCCACAGAGUCUCUGACUUCUGUCUGUAAUGCUGGAGAACAGCAGAUGCUGCAGACACCAGUGAAGAUUUAAGUGAAACAGGAGGAGAUAAAAGAAGAGGAACAACAGAGUAAUGAUAAUGAUGAUGAUCAAACCUCCACAGAGUCUCUGGCUUCUGUCUGUAAUGCUGGAGAACAGCAGAUGCUGCAGAUACCAGUGAAGAUGUGUUCAGUGAAGCUGCUGGACUGCAGGAACCUGAUGAAGAUGGGAGGAGAAAUCAAAGUAGAGGAACAACAGAGUAAUGAAGAUGAGGAUGAUGAUGAUCAAACCUUCACAGAGUCUCUGGCUUCUGUCAGUAACGCUGGAGAACAGCAGAUGCUGCAGACACCUGUGAAGAUCGAAGUGAAGCUGGAGGAGAUAAAAGAAGAAAACACAAUAGAGGAACAACAGGGAGAUGAAGAUGAUUAUAUUUCUUCAGAGCUGAUGGAAGUGAAAGAGAAAUGUCAAGAACUGAAUAAAGUGGAGGAGAAACUUCAGUGUCAGAAACAUCAUGAUUUCACAACUGGAGAAAAAUCUUUGAGUUGCUCAAAGACUAAGAAUGAUUUAACACCAGAAAAGCAUAAAAGAAGAGCAGGCAAUAAUACUUUCACCUGCUCACAGUGUGGAAAGAUUUUCACAAAUAAAAGCCGGCUUAAUAAACACAUGAAAGUUCAUACUGGAGAGAAACCUUACACAUGCCAUCAGUGUGUGAAAAGUUUCGCAAACACAGUUUGUCUCAAAGGUCAUCUCCGCUGUCACUCUGGAGAAAGACCAUUUGAAUGUGAUAAGUGUGGUAAAACAUUUGUUUUGAAUUCAAGCCUAAGAAAACAUCUGAAAACUCACACAGAUGAGAAUACCGGUGUGGGGGUUCAUAUGUGCUUUGAAUGUGGGAAGACCUUUACUACAGCCAGCCUCUUGAAAAAGCACCAAAGAAUUCAUGCUGGAGAAAAACCUUACAAGUGCUCACACUGUGGAAAGAGUUUCACUUGGUCACAACACCUGAAAAAACAUGAGACAAUCCAUACUGGAGAGAAACCUUACAAGUGCUCACACUGUAAAAAGAGUUUCACUCGGUCAGAACACCUAAAAAAACAUGAGAGAAUUCAUACUGGAGAAAAACCUUACAAGUGCUCACACUGUGAAAAGAGUUUCAAUCUGUCAGAAAACCUGAAAAAACAUGAGAGAAUUCAUACUGGAGAGAAACCUUACAAGUGCUCUCACUGUGAAAUGAGUUUCACUCACACACAAAACCUGAAAAAACAUGAGAGAAUUCAUACUGGAGAAAAACCUUACAAGUGCUCACACUGUGAAAUGAGUUUCACUCACACACAAAACCUGAACACACAUGAGAGAAUUCAUACUGGAGAAAAACCUUACAAGUGUUCACACUGUGAAAAGAGUUUCACUCAGUCACAAGACCUGAAAAAACAUGAGAGAAUCCAUACUGGAGAAAAACUUUGCAAGUGCUCACACUGUGGAAAGAGUUUCACUCAUUCACAAGACCUGGAAACAGACAAGAGAAUCCAUACUGGAGAAAAAUCAAACAACUGCUCUUCAUGUUAUCUUUUUAAGUUUGAUGAAUGUCAGUCCAUUAUAAUGAUGAUUUGUGUUCAUAUGUUCAUCAUGAGAGAGCAGGUGAAUGUGAUCUGCUGUAAAUCAGUAGGAACUGAUCUGUCCAUGCUGGAUAUUGAUGAUUUCAUCACAGAAAUCUCUCAGCUGAAGAAAGAGGUGACGUCACUGAAGACAAAGCUGAUGGAGAGAGAGGACAGGUUACAGGAGCUGGAAAAGGUUUCCUGUAAAUCUUCAGUGUGUGUGACUGAUGGGACCUCCACAGAAUGUCAGGAUUCAGUGUGGAGCGGCAGAGAUCAGUCCACACCACAGCGACUGCUGGACAAACUCUCUGAACAGAGAUCCAGAGACACACAGGACUCACAGCUCACUUUACUCUGUUCUACUGAUGGUAAUCAGGGUGAUCAAACCUCCACAGAGUUUCUGGCUUCUGUCUGUAACACUGGAGAACAGCAGAUGCUGCAGACACCAGUGAAGAUGUGUUCAGUGAAACUGCUGGACUGCAGGAACCUGAUGAAGAUGAGAAGAGAAAUCAAAGUAGAGGAACAGCAGUGUAAUGAAGAUGAGGAUGAUGAUGAUCAAACCUUCACAGGGUCUCUGGCUUCUGUCAGUAAUGCUGGGGAACAGCAGAUGCUGCAGAUACCAGUGAAGAUCGAAGUGAAGCAGGAGGAGAUAAAAGAAGAAAACACAGCAGAGGAACAACAGGGAUAUGAAGAUGAUUAUAUUUCUUCAGAGCUGAUGGAAGUGAAAGAGCAAUGUCAAGAACUGAAUGAAGUGGAGGACAAACUUCAGUGUCAGAAACAUCAUGAUUUUAUAACUGGAGAAAAAUCUUUGAGUUGCUCAAAGAAUAAGAAGAAUUUAUCACUAGAAAAGCAUAAAAGAAGAGCAGCCAAUAAUACUGUCACCUGCUCACAGUGUGGAAAAUUUUUCACAAAUAAAAGCCAGCUUAAUAAACACAUGAAAGUUCAUACUGGAGAGAAACCUUACACGUGCCAUCAGUGUGGGAAAAGUUUCGCAAAUACAGUUUGUCUCAAAGGUCAUCUCCGCUGUCACUCUGGAGAAAGACCAUUUGAAUGUGAUAAGUGUGGUAAAACAUUUGUUUUGAAUUCAAGCCUAAGAAAACAUCUGAAAACUCACACAGAUGAGAAUACCGGUGUGGGGGUUCAUAUGUGCUUUGAAUGUGGGAAGACCUUUACUACAGCCAGCCUCUUGAAACAGCACCAAAGAAUCCAUACUAGAGAAACACCUUACAAGUGCACACACUGUGAAAAGAGUUUCACUAAGUCACAAGACCUGAAAUCACACAAGAGAAUUCAUACUGGAGAAAGACCUUACAAGUGCUCACACUGUGAAAAGAGUUUCACCCGGUCAGAACACCUGAAAAAACACGAGAGAAUUCAUACUGGAGAAAAACCUUACAAGUGCUCACACUGUGAAAAGAGUUUCACCCGGUCAGAACACCUGAAAAAACACGAGAGAAUUCAUACUGGAGAAAAACCUUACAAGUGCUCACACUGUGAAAAGAGUUUCACCUGGUCAGAACACCUGAAAAAACACGAGAGAAUCCAUACUGGAGAAAAACCUUACAAGUGCUCACACUGUGAAAAGAGCUUCACUCGGUCAGAACACCUGAAAAAACAUGAGAGAAUCCAUACCGGAGAAAAACCAUACAAGUGCUCACACUGUGAAAAGAGUUUCAGUCACUCACAUAAUCUGAAAACACAUGAGAGAAUCCAUGCUGGAGAAAAACCAUACAAGUGCUCACACUGUGAAAAGAGUUUCAGUCACUCACAUAACCUGAAAACACAUGAGAGAAUUCAUGCUGGAGAAAAACCAUACAAGUGCUCACACUGUGAAAAGAGUUUCACUCAGUCACAAGACCUGAAAAAACAUGAGAGAAUCCAUACUGGAGAAAAACCUUACAAGUGCUCAUACUGUGAAAAGAGUUUCACUCACUCACAUCACCUGAAAACACAUGAGAGAAUCCAUACUGGAGAAAAACCUUACAAGUGCUCACACUGUGAAAAGAGUUUCCCUCUGUCACAAAACCUGAAAAAACACGAGAGAAUCCAUAUUGGAGAAAAACCUUAAAAGUGCUCACGCUGUUUUCCGCCAACUAUGACACAAGCCAGGAUCAGUCUGAUUCUUAAAAAGGACAAAGAUCCAAGCGAGUGUAAGAGUUACCGUCCAAUUUCCCUGAUCCAGCUAGAUGUAAAAAUAUUGUCAAAAAUUUGAGUAAAGAUAACGUUAUGACACUCUUAUACAUAUAGAUCAGGUGGGGUUUAUUCGGGGCCGCAGCUCUUCUGAUAAUAUUAGGCGUCUCAUUAAUAUCAUGUGGUCAGUGGCAAAUGAUCAGACUCUGGUCGCUGCCAUCUCACUUGAUGCCGAAAAGGCGUUUGAUAUGGUAGAAUGGGAUUAUCUUUUUAAGAUUUUGGAAAUGUAUGGGUUCGGAAAUACUUUUAUUGGAUGGAUGAACUUACUGUAUAGACACCCGGUAGCGGUGGUACAAACCAAUGGAUUAACCCGACAGGGUUGCCCUCUUUCCCCAUUAUUGUUCUGUCUUGCCCUGGAACCAUUAGCAGCCACAGUAAGAAAGGAGGAUGAUUUUCCAGGGGUGGUUGCGGGAGGUGUGGCGCAUAAGCUUCUGCUUUAUGCAGGUGAUAUUUUAUUAUUUGUCUCUGAACCUACUAGAUCUAUGCCUUGCCUCCACAGAAUUCUUAAUUCCUUUUCCAAGUUCUUAGGAUACAAAGUAAAUUGGUCUCAUUUCUUUUACCCCAGUCAUAUAAAUGCUCAAGUUAUCACUUUCCUUUGUCCUUUUAGCUAAUAGUCUGUUAAAAAGCCACUAAAAGUUUCUACAUGGUAGUUCCCCAUGAAAUGUAUAAACAUCUCAAGUUGUUUAUAAUGUACCAGUGUUAUAGCACAGCAAUGUACGUAUUAAUUUGUUUAGUGUGUUAAAAUGAAACUAUUAUUUUACACAUUUCUGCAUAUUAUUUUAAUGUUUAAUAAAGUGUAUUUCA
This is a messenger RNA of Myxocyprinus asiaticus (Chinese sucker), 4808 nucleotides long. RefSeq names its product zinc finger protein 271-like. Gene Ontology annotation, biological process: negative regulation of transcription by RNA polymerase II. NCBI's taxonomy places the organism in Eukaryota, Metazoa, Chordata, Actinopteri, Cypriniformes, Catostomidae. The record is from RefSeq and is a predicted model, not a curated record. Gene Ontology annotation, molecular function: DNA-binding transcription repressor activity, RNA polymerase II-specific.